Tripterygium wilfordii is the source of this 933-nucleotide messenger RNA. RefSeq names its product vesicle-associated membrane protein 711-like. Gene Ontology annotation, biological process: vesicle-mediated transport. Gene Ontology annotation, cellular component: membrane. The record is from RefSeq and is a predicted model, not a curated record. The coding region runs from base 92 to 760 and encodes 222 amino acids. Lineage: Eukaryota; Viridiplantae; Streptophyta; Magnoliopsida; Celastrales; Celastraceae. The transcript has 4 exons.
CAAGAGACAGACUUAUCGUUUUCCUUUCCCUAAAACGGAGAGGAGAAAAACAGAGGGAAUGGAGAGCGGAGAGAAUCGUAAGUAGCGAUCGAUGGGGAUAUUGUACGGGAUGGUGGCGAGGGGCCAGGUGGUGCUGGCGGAGUUCAGCGCCACCACGUACACCACAGCCGGCGCUGUCGCCAGGCAGAUACUUGACAAGUCUUUGCCUGGGAAUAGCGACAGCAAUUCCUCUUUUUCCCAAGAUCGCUACAUCUUUCACGUUAAGAGAACCGAUGGUCUCACCGUUCUCUGUAUGACCGAUGACGCCUCUGAAAGGAGAACACCUUUUGCAUUUCUUGAAGAUAUUCAUCAGAAGUUUGUGAGAACUUACGGUCGUGCCAUUCAUUCGGCUCCUGCAUAUGCUAUGAAUGAUGAAUUCUCAAGGGUGCUAAGCCAAGAGAUGGACCAUUAUUCAAACGACCCAAAUGCCGAUAGAUUAAACAGAUUGAAGGGCGAAAUGAGUCAGGUGAGGAGUGUGAUGAUAGACAACAUUGAGAAAGUGUUGGAAAGGGGUGAACGCUUGGCGCUGCUAGUAGAGAAAACUUCCACUCUGCAAGGGAAUACUCUUCGUUUCAAAAGGCAGGCUCGUCGUUAUAAAAAUACUGUAUGGUGGAGGAAUUUCAAGCUCACGUUUGCGUUGAUGCUAUUCAUCUUGGUCGCCAUUUAUGUUCUGCUCACUUUCACUUGUCAUGGUCUCUCACUGCCUAGCUGCUUGAAGUGAUAUUUAUGUACUCUCAAAUAUCAAUCCAUUGAUCUCUUUUUGGCCCCUGGUAAGAAUUUUGAAAUUCUUAUAGCCCAUUACACAUCUUUGAGCUGAUAAUUCGAGCAUUUAUACAUAUACAUACAAGGCAAGAUAGAUUUUUAUACAUCAUGGUGGGUUACAGCCUUCGAAAA